AUGCGGGUAUCUGGCGCCCAUAAGCUCUCUUUUUUCAGUGAAACAUGUGAAAAGAUUGUGUGUCGUCUUCCAAGCUGCAGCGUGGAGGAGUUUGAGUCGUAUUACUGCGGGAACCUGCUGGUGAAUUUACCGUCAAAGGAGGCCAGCAUGUACCAGAACCGCUCGAGCCGCUGCUUCAGUUGCCCCGAGUGUGAAAAUGUGCUGUCCACUGCAUUUCACGAGAGCAAGCACGUAUUCUUCUUCCUGUGCUUGCACUGUCGCUGGGACUCGAUAGAGCUGGGGCUGACGGAUGACGAUCCCGACGCUCUCAUCAUGACUGCCAUCACGUGGGAGCGACAAGCGGUCCAGGAAGACGUUUUCCAAACAUUGUACUCGCAUCACUCGACAAAUGCAAACUGUUCGUCUAGCAAGGGAACGGCUACAGAUCUGUCGUUGAUAUCAGGGACUAUUUUUGGUCGGAAUAACUCGCUCCAGCUGCUGGCAGAUUCGAUGAAGGAGCUGCAACGCGAGCACCAGAUAAAGAAGUGUAGACUGCAAAGGACGGAAGAGAUGGGAGGUUGGAAGUAUGACCAGCUGCUGACAAAAGUACAGGAGAAGGAGCAGUGGCUGCUGGAGCAGCGGCAUGAACACCAGUGGCCGGAGCUAACGAAGCCACUUGCAGCGCUGCAGACCAAAGGAAUAUCGUGGAGAGAGAAUACACCGGAUAAGACUCGUGAGAUGCUGGAGAACUUGGCGCAGACAUGUAAUAUGGGCCAAGUGUCGACGUUGCACCAGCGACUACUGAAUCCGUUGGAUCAACCGCGCGAAAUCAACAAGCUUUUCCCGUCUCGACCACUGCUGCGGGUGAAGCGCACGUGGCGGUGUGAUGAAUCAAUUAAACGUGGCACAGCUGGCAUCCUUGUGAAGCCUCAGAUCAGCCCGAUGAGUGGAGAUAGCUCCCUUCCUGUGUCCGCAUCUUGGUUCAAAAAAGCCAAUCUGGCCGCACACUACGUGCCUCUAGUUACGUUCCAGCGACUACCCUAUCGUGAUGCUGGUGGUAGUCUUGAAUGUGUUUUGCUGAUUGAAAAUCCACUUGACGAUGCUAUUCGCAUCACAUUCCGUUCUGCCCCACCGUCUGAUGCUGAUAAAUUUUUACCUGAUAACGGACAGGUCGUGCUGCAAGAUUUGACUCCAAUCAUCAUUGGGCCGUAUGAAGACCCUGAUCUCGUGGAUGCGUUUGUGGAUGAUCAGCCGCCAUUUGGUGCUAAUGGUGACCAGCCUAACGCAGUGUUGCUUCAAGCUACCCGAAAUUUGAUCAAGAUCAAACUCCCUAUUGUCGCUGAUCUUGGUGAUGCAUCUCCAAAGUCGACUAUUUCAGCGCGAUUCAUCAUGGACACGGAAAAAUUCGAUGAAGAUGCCAAUGAGGUUAUUGAGAACUCCCUUCUUAGCGUUCCUGUUGUGAUUACAGCUCCGAUCCUGCAAUGA
Messenger RNA from Peronospora belbahrii, 1464 nucleotides. Lineage: Eukaryota; Oomycota; Peronosporomycetes; Peronosporales; Peronosporaceae. The record is from the annotation of a GenBank genome assembly.